AUGCCCCGCUCGCAAGAAGCAGAAGCCUGGGCCAACGCCGUCUACGCCGCAGUCCAAGAAAUCCCACUCGGCAAAGUGACAAGCUACGGACACAUCGCAUUAUUACUAGGUGAACUUAUGCUUACAUAUGGCCAGCGCAACGACCACGCCAAGUCGGCGGAUGAUUUCGCACCGGUACCUCCCCUUUCGACCUUCAUAUUCUAUGCCCCUUUCGCAUUCGUUUCGCUGACGGGAGACGGCAGUGGACCUGGGAGCGCAGAGCGGCAGGCUGCGGCCCUGAGAUCGGAGGGCGUGGAGGUUAAGGAGGACAGUAUGGGGGAGUACUAUGUGGACUUGUCGAGAUUUGGCUGGUUUCCGAGGGAUCUGCCUAGUGAGGAUGGUGAUUCUGAUGAAGAGGAGGAGUAA
This is a messenger RNA of Penicillium argentinense, 405 nucleotides long. Its product is annotated as MGMT family protein. Lineage: Eukaryota; Fungi; Ascomycota; Eurotiomycetes; Eurotiales; Aspergillaceae. The coding region runs from base 1 to 405 and encodes 134 amino acids. The transcript has 3 exons. Gene Ontology annotation, molecular function: catalytic activity. The record is from RefSeq and is a predicted model, not a curated record. Gene Ontology annotation, biological process: DNA repair.